AUGAAGAAAUUGAGAAUGACUACACCACACUAUAUUAUCUGCCAAUUGAGAUGCAAUGGUGUUUUGGAAGGUAUUAGAAUUACACGUCUUGGGUAUCCAAACAGAAUCAUCUACAACGAAUUCUUGAAGAGAUACUUUUUUCUUGGAACUAACAUCAACAAGAAGACUUCAGAUGCUAUGCCAGUAGUCAAGGAUCUCAUGAAACUAUUUUGUGAGAAGUACAAGAAACAAGCCAAGAGUGAACACUGGCAAAUUCAAAGAGGAAAGGAAGACUUAAGCAAGUUAACUACUGAGUACAAGAAACUUGAAGCUGAUAAUCAAAGACUUCAAGAUGAAAUUACUGAACACAGAGCCACUAUUGCUAAGAGGGAUAGUGUUAUCACCGAGUUGAACAAAGACAUUGAAGGUAUGGAAAGCGAAAUUUCUGACUUGAAGAAGCAGUUUGUGGCCGAAGAAGACAAUUCAAAGGAUCUUGAGACACAAUUGCACGAAAAGGAAGACGACAUUGCUAAUUUGGAGAAACAAACGAAGACUGCUGCUUUGACUUUGGCCAAGAAUGCAAAUGAUAAAAAGAUUUCAUUAUUGAACUCAGAGAAAGACGAGUUAGAAGAUAAAAAUAGAAAACUUGCUGUGUUGUUUAAGAAAAUUGAAGACGGACUGAAUGACUCUGAUAUGUUGAAAGCACAGAAGGCCGACUACGAAGCCCAAAUCCAAGCGUUGAAAGAUGAUAUGGAGAAGACUAAAAAGGACUUGGCUGCCAAAUCUGUUGUCGAUGCCAAAUUGAAAGACACUGAAAAAGAAAAAGUUUCUCUUAACGAAGAAGUCGAAGCCGCAAAUGAGAAGUUGAGAAUUACUAAGAACGACUUGGGAAGAACUAAGCCGAACUUGACCAACUCCAACAGAACUUAUCUUAAGAAGAAUGCCGCCACUGAUGCUGCUGAUAAAAAGAAACUAAAUGGAACUGUUAAUGAGAGCAAUAAAAAGAUUGAGGAAUUGAGUGCCAAAGCCGACAAACUUUCUGGUGUUAUCACAAGAAGAGGACAAGAAGUUGCUGAAGCCGACGAAGAGCUUGAAACUGUCAAGAAAGACAAAUUUGCGAAAGAAAUAGAAGCGAAGAAGUUGAAAGCAGAAAACGACGAAAUUAAAGAAGAGGUGAAGAACUUAGCGAAUGACAAAGACCAACUUUCUUCUGAAAAGAAGAAGCUUCAAGACGAAUAUGACCAACUCAAUAACUUAGUUUCAGGACACGAAGAUGAGAUCAACAAUCUGAAUGGUUCAAUCAAAAAGUUACAAAGAGACUUAGAAGCAAACAACACUGAGUUGACUGAAUUAAGAGACAGAACAGCUAAAGACAAGAAGAAAAUAACCGAUUUGGAACAACAAAGAGACAACCAAAUAGUUGAUUUGGAAAAGGCAGUUGCUGCGUUGAAAGACCAGAACACUCAACUUGAUGUUGUUGAGAAGGAUAUGAAGAAACAAUCAGUUGAAGACGCUUCAAAUAUUGAGAAUAAUGAAUCACAUAUUAAGGCACUUGAAGCACAAAAGAAGAUGGCAUUGGACGACAAAGCGGAGGCUGAGAAGACUGCUGCGGACCAAUCUGAUAGAAGAUGGAAGACCAAGUCAAACACUCAAUGCACAACAAAUAACACUGAAGAAAAGUUGACUAAAAAGGCCAAAGACUUGACAGUCCAAGUUGACCAACUCAUUGAUGAGAAGAAGAAGAAUGAUAAUGAUUUGGAGGAAAUGGACAAGAUGAUCAAAGACUUGAAUGCUGAAGUCGACAUAGCACAGAAACAACUUGACACUGCAAAUGAUGAAAAAGAUGGCAAUGAAGCGAUGAAACAGAAAUACCAAGACGAACUGAAGAGCGUUAGAACUGAACUUGAUCAAGAAAACAAAGACCACACUAAGACCCAAUUGAUUAAAAAAAUAGUACAAGAAAGAUAUCGCUGA
Messenger RNA from Entamoeba invadens IP1, 1953 nucleotides. Its product is annotated as myosin-7, putative. The record is from RefSeq and is a predicted model, not a curated record. NCBI's taxonomy places the organism in Eukaryota, Evosea, Mastigamoebida, Endamoebidae. Gene Ontology annotation, cellular component: myosin complex. Gene Ontology annotation, molecular function: ATP binding; cytoskeletal motor activity. The transcript has 7 exons. Bases 1 to 1953 code for a protein of 650 amino acids.